Molecule: messenger RNA, 1269 nt
Organism: Fusarium fujikuroi IMI 58289
Lineage: Eukaryota; Fungi; Ascomycota; Sordariomycetes; Hypocreales; Nectriaceae
Product: related to catecholamines up protein
Exons: 4
Coding region: 1-1269 (422 amino acids)
Biological process (GO): zinc ion transmembrane transport; intracellular zinc ion homeostasis
Cellular component (GO): membrane
Molecular function (GO): zinc ion transmembrane transporter activity
Source: RefSeq, a predicted model, not a curated record
AUGGCGCUCACCCGUCGGAGCGUCGUUUGCUCGGCUGUCUGCCUCGCACUUCUUGUCGGCCUUGCAUACGCGGGCCAUGAUCACGAACAUGUCGAGGCCGUGAACAAUCUCAAUAUUGACAACAUGAGUCUUGAGGAGCUCGACACCCAACUCCAGACCUGCCCAAUUGUCGAGCAACUCAAUGCCGCAAAGCACGCACACCAUGCUGCUGCCCCAUCGUCGAUGACCUCGCGCCUCUUCGCCGUUCUCUUCCCUGGUUCACCCGCCGUAAACGCCCUCCUUGCGACCCUCUACAUCUCCGGCCCGCCGAACUUCCUUCUCGCCCUCUGCCCGACCAACAUUGAUCCUGCUUCUCUUUCCGUCAUGGUUGCUUUUGCUGUGGGUGGUCUUCUCGGGGACACUCUUUUCCACCUUCUCCCCGAGAUUUUCGUUGGUGAGGACCAUGAUGAGGCUGUCAAGUUCGUACUUGUCGAGCCUAAUCGUAACCUUGUGCUUGGAUUGGGUAUCUUGGUGGGCUUUAUGACAUUCGUCGCUAUGGAUAAGGGCCUACGAAUUGCUACAGGUGGAGCUGGUCAUGACCACUCCCACGGACAUGGUGAUACGCACACUCAUUCUCACGGUGAGGAUAAGGCAGUUUCUUCCGGUGUUGAUGCUACAGAUAGUCUUGUCAAGUCUCGCAAGAAGGGUAAUGAGGACCAGGGUGCUGUUGUUGCCAAUGCUGUUGAGAAGCCUGAGAAGGAAAUCAACCCUAGCGUCAAGCUUGGCGGCUACUUGAACCUUAUUGCCGACUUUACACACAACAUCACCGACGGCUUGGCCAUGUCUGCCAGUUUCUAUGCCUCUCCUACCAUCGGAGCUACCACUACCGUAGCAGUCUUCUUUCACGAGAUCCCACACGAGGUUGGCGAUUUUGCUCUUCUCAUCCAGUCCGGCUUUUCUAAGCGAGCUGCUAUGGGCUCGCAAUUUAUCACUGCCUUGGGUGCUCUCCUCGGUACGCUCAUUGGCAUUGCUAUUCAGGAGUUCGGUAGCCCUAGCAGUGACAUCCCCAUGGGCCGUAAUGAGGGUAUCUGGGGAACUAGCCUGACAUGGGGUGAUAUGCUUCUUCCCUUCACUGCCGGUACAUUCCUCUACGUUGGAACCGUUGCCGUCAUCCCUGAGCUUCUUGAGACUGGUCCUAACAAGGCUAAGGAGCUUAAGAAUAUGCUUGUUCAGUUCUCUGCCGUGGCUAUUGGCGCUGGCAUUAUGUUGUAUAUUUCGUGGCACGACUAG